Molecule: messenger RNA, 3070 nt
Organism: Carlito syrichta (Philippine tarsier)
Lineage: Eukaryota; Metazoa; Chordata; Mammalia; Primates; Tarsiidae
Gene: PIWIL2
Product: piwi like RNA-mediated gene silencing 2
Exons: 22
Coding region: 1-2901 (966 amino acids)
Biological process (GO): regulatory ncRNA-mediated gene silencing
Cellular component (GO): P granule
Molecular function (GO): protein binding; piRNA binding
Source: RefSeq, a predicted model, not a curated record
AUGGAUCGUUUCCAAUCACUGUCCAGGGGCCCGUCUCCUGUCUACCCAUCUCAGUGUCAGUCUGUGAGAAUGCCAGGCUGUUGGCCACAAGCUCCUAAGCCUUUGUACUCAGCUCUGGGCAGGGGAGAACCUAGAGGGAGAAGCCACGCCUUUGCAAAGUCAGAGGAACCACAAAGGGCACCUGUGAGUUUGGUCUCCAUGUUCCGAGGCAUGGGCCUUGAAACAGCUUCCCAGACCCCUCGGGAAAUGCCUCUUUUAGGUUCAGGCAGAGGCAUUUUAGGUCGAGGCUUGUCUGCUAAUACGGUGUGCAGAGACAAAGAGGAACCCCGUCCCACUUUUCCGGAUCUUUCAGUGUUGGCAGCUGGGGAUAGCAAGAUGGCAGAGGCCUCUGUUGAUUGGAAUAGGAUGCUUGGAAGAGGGAGUUCGAAUGCUUCCUUGUUACCACUGGGAAGAGCAGCUGGUGGUAUCAGCAGAGGAAUGGACAAGCCUCCCGGUACCUUCAGCCCAAAUUACCAGGACCCCCCACAGCUGUCGUUGCCACCAGCUCUGCCGCAGUCCUCAUUGUGCUCUCCUGGUCACCCACUGGAUGUGACGGUGGAACACACGAAAAAAGAGCUUUUAGUAAAGCAAGGAUCAAAAGGAACACCUCAAACUUUGGGACUGAACCUCAUCAAAAUACAGUGUCAAAACGAAGCAGUUUAUCAAUAUCAUGUGACUUUCAGCCCCAGUGUGGAGUGCAAAAGCAUGAGGUUUGGCAUGUUGAAGGACCAUCAAGCUAUCACCGGAAAUGUCACUGCUUUUGAUGGAUCCAUUCUCUACUUGCCUAUUAAGCUUCAACAAGUUAUUGAGGUAAAAAGUCAAAGGAAAACGGAUGGUGCCGAAAUCAGCAUUAAGAUUCAACUGACAAAAAUCCUGGAGCCCUGUUCUAACUUGUGCAUUCCCUUCUACAAUGUUGUUUUCCGUCGGGUAAUGAAACUUUUAGAUAUGAAGCUUGUGGGGAGAAACUUUUAUGACCCUACUAGUGCUAUGGUACUACAGCAUCACAGAUUGCAGAUCUGGCCAGGCUAUGCAGCUAGCAUCCGGAGGACAGAUGGAGGUCUUUUCCUGCUCGCUGAUGUCUCCCAUAAGGUCAUUCGGAAUGAUUCCGUGCUGGACAUCAUGCAUGUCAUACAUCAGCAGAGUAAAGAGCACUUCCAGGACGAGUGUACUAAGCUUCUGGUUGGCAGUAUUGUGAUCACCCGAUACAACAAUCGUACCUAUCGCAUUGAUGAUAUGGACUGGAAUAAGACUCCAAAAGACAGCUUCACCAUGUCCGAUGGGAAGGAGAUUACAUUCUUGGAAUACUACAGCAAAAACUAUGGGAUCACAGUUAAGGAGGAGAACCAGCCACUGCUAAUCCACAGGCCCAGUGAGAGACAGAAUAACCAUGGGAUGCUGCUAAAACGUGAAAUCCUGCUGCUGCCUGAGCUUUCUUUUAUGACUGGAAUCCCAGAAAAGAUGAAGAAGGACUUCAGAGUCAUGAAGGAUCUGACCCAGCAGAUUAAUCUGAGCCCCAAACAGCACCAUUGUGCUUUGCAAUGCUUGCUUCAGAGAAUUUCAAAGAAUGAGAAAGCCAGCAAUGAAUUGAUGCGUUGGGGACUCUGUCUGCAAAAAGACGUACAUAAGAUUGAAGGACGUAUUCUACCAAUGGAAAGAAUUAACUUAAGAAAUACUUCAUUUAUCACAUCUCAGGAACUAAACUGGGUUAAGGAAGUAACCAGAGACCCUCCCAUCUUGACCAUCCCUCUGCAUUUCUGGGCACUUUUUUACCCAAAGAAAGCACUGGAUCAGGCCCGAGAACUGGUCAACAUGUUAGAGAAAGUAGCUGGCCCCAUUGGCAUGCGCAUGAGCCCUCCUGCCUGGGUUGAACUAAAGGACGACCGAAUAGAGACCUAUGUCAGAACUGUUAAAUCCAUGUUGGGAGUUGAGGGAAAGAUACAAAUGGUUGUUUGUAUCAUCAUGGGCACAUGUGAUGAUCUCUAUGGGGCCAUCAAGAAGCUGUGCUGUGUGCAGUCUCCAGUGCCCUCCCAGGUUAUCAAUGUUCGUGUCAUUGGACAGCCCACCAAGCUUCGAAGUGUGGCCCAGAAAAUUUUACUUCAGAUUAACUGUAAAUUGGGUGGUGUGCUCUGGGGAGUGGAUAUUCCUCUGAAACAAUUAAUGGUGAUUGGCAUGGAUGUCUACCACGACCCCAGCAGAGGCAUGCGCUCCGUGGUUGGCUUCGUUGCAAGCAUCAAUCUCACCCUCACAAAAUGGUAUUCACGAGUGGUAUUCCAGAUGCCUCAUCAGGAAAUUGUGGAUAGCCUGAAGCAGUGCCUGGUGGGCUCCUUAAAAAAGUAUUAUGAGGUGAAUCACUGUUUACCAGAGAAGAUUGUGGUGUACCGUGAUGGAGUAUCUGAUGGCCAACUGAAGACAGUUGCCAACUAUGAGAUUCCUCAGCUACAGACGUGUUUUGAAGCUUUUGAGAAUUAUAAGCCCAAGAUGGUGGUAUUUGUAGUUCAGAAGAAAGUCAGUACUAAUCUGUACCUGGAUGCUACUCAGCACUUUGUGACUCCCUCUCCUGGGACUGUGGUAGAUCAUACAAUAACAAGUUGUGAGUGGGUGGAUUUCUACCUUCUAGCCCAUCAUGUCCGGCAGGGCUGUGGCAUCCCUACGCAUUAUGUCUGUAUUCUGAACACCGCAAACCUGAGCCCUGAUCAUAUGCAGAGGUUAACUUUCAAACUAUGCCACAUGUACUGGAAUUGGCCUGGCACCAUCAGAGUUCCAGCUCCUUGCAAGUAUGCCCACAAGCUAGCUUUCCUGUCAGGACAGGUCUUGCAUCACGAACCAGCCAUCCAGCUGUGUGAGAACUUGUUCUUCCUGUGACUGCACAGCCUGGAUAGAGACUGGUUAGGAGAAACUCAGCUUCUCAGCUCAGCUGUGACCCCUGUAGAAUCAACAGCGAUUGAAGUGGGCUUUUGUGUUGACGUUUUCCCUUUCUCCAACCCUGUGGAAUAAGAUUUCUCCUGUUCUUUUUUUUCUUUUAAACCUGAUA